Molecule: messenger RNA, 2843 nt
Organism: Nezara viridula (southern green stink bug)
Lineage: Eukaryota; Metazoa; Arthropoda; Insecta; Hemiptera; Pentatomidae
Source: the annotation of a GenBank genome assembly
AAAUGAUCAAGCUCUCAAUGAAAGUAGAGGGGGUAAAAGGGAGCUGGUAAAUUUCCUGUUACAUGCUGGUUAUUGCGUUCAGUACUCGUUUGUUUUAUUUUUACCACCUUAGUCUUUAGUGGAACCUUAAAGGAUCCACUAAUUUCUCCACCAUCUGCUACCAAGUCCCGAGUUUGUCAUAUAGUUUAUCCUACCGUCCCGGAGGGCGUUACCAAUUUAUAUGACUUUUCUUAGAAAUAGAGAAAAAUCAUCAUUAAAGAGAAGGACAGGGAGUUUACAGCGAGUAGUAGAGCCAACCGCUGGCUUUGCCUCUAGGUGUAUGAUUUCAUCGAAGCUACACUGGCCUGUCAUAUAUAGAACUUCAAAAUUUUCGAGUAAUCGGCACAGGAAAUCUCAGCCGUUUAGAGAAACGUGACUAGCCUGAUUGUAAAAACGUACGUAAGACGCGGGAGGAGAGAGAGUGCAGCAACUGGUACUUGAUCUGGGGUAAAGAAGAUACAACAGUUUUUAACAAUCGAGCAAAAUGGGUUCUGUAAACGUGAACAGGAAUGUUUCGGACGCAUUCUACCGCUACAAGAUGCCCCGGCUACAGGCUAAGGUUGAAGGCAAAGGAAACGGAAUUAAAACGGUCAUCGUCAAUAUGGCUGAUGUAGCAAAGGCCAUUGGUCGACCUCCCACUUACCCAACAAAAUAUUUUGGCUGUGAGCUUGGCGCCCAGACACUUGUAGACUUUAAGAACGAUCGGUUCAUUGUGAACGGCUCUCAUGACGCUGGGAAGCUGCAGGACUUGCUGGACGGGUUCAUCAGGCGCUUUGUCCUUUGCCCCGAGUGUGAUAAUCCAGAGACGGAUCUCCUCGUCAACUCGAAGAAGGAAACUAUAUCGCAAGGAUGCAAGGCGUGCGGCUUCCACGGCCAGCUCCAAUUCAAUCACAAACUGAAUACAUACAUCAUCAAGAAUCCUCCGAACAUGAAUCCAGGAACCCAAGGUGCAUCGCUAACAGAAGGGAAACGCACUAGAAGAUCAAAGGCUAAGCAGAAUGGAGACGCUGGGCAAGAGGGUCGUUCUGGCUCUCCCAAGUCUGACGAUGAGCCUGGCGAAUUUAUUAACGCUCCCUCAGGCAAACAGGCUGAAGAUGAAGACAAUUGGGCUUUGGACAUAUCAGAGGAAGCUGUGCGUGCCAGAAUGCAGGAUCUAACUGAUGGAGCUAAGAACCUUACCCUCUGUGAAGAUGCUGAAAAGACAGAGAAGGAAAGGAUGGAUCUGUUCUACAUGGAGGUUAAGAAAAGAGUGGAGACAAACAGCUUGGAGGGGCAGCAGGCCGCUAAAGAAGUACUGGCCGAGGCAGAGAGAUUGGAAGUGAAGAGCAAGGCACCUCUUGUACUCGCCGAGCUGCUCUUUGAUGAUAAGAUCCACGUCCAGAUAAAACGUUACAGGAUUCUUUUCUUGCGUUUCACCCAUGACGAUACUAAGGCCCAGAAGUGUCUGCUAGGAGGUGUUGAGCAAAUCAUUGCCCUUCAUAAGGAAGCUCUUCUACCAAAAGUGGCUGCGAUCCUAAAGUUGCUGUAUGACAUGGACAUCUUGGAAGAGGGAGUUCUGUUGGAUUGGGGUGCCAAAGUGAGCAAGAAGUACGUGAACAAGGAGUUGAGUACUGAGAUCCACCAACGGGCGCAGGUGUUCCUCACCUGGCUCAAGGAGGCCGAGGAGGAGGAAGAGUCGAGCGAGGAAGAUGAAGAUGAUCUUGAGAUUGAAUAUAACGACCGCGCCAAGACAACUCCAUUGAAGGCGACCCCUAUCGCUAAGCCGACUCCCGCCGCAGCCGCUGGUGAAGAGGACGGAGACGACUUGGAUAUUGAUGCCAUUUAGAUCCAUUGCCUCUCCCACUAUCACUCAAUUCCUUUCUCACUUUCAUCUCUCUUUUUCUUUCUCUCUCUUCCCUUUCUUCUAAAUCGUUUUUAUUAUAGUCCCUUCUCUCUAUCUCUCUCUCUCUCUCUCUCCCAUCUCACUGUAUAGUGCUAUAUAUAUAAAGUAUAUAUACUUAUAAUAUAUUGUAUAGAACAAGAUCAAUUUGUUUGUGUCUUUAUAUUAUAUAUAUUGUUGGUAAUUGGCUCGAAAUAAGUUAGUAUCGAAUAGAGUUGAGCAUCAUGAUGGAAAUACAGCUGAGGUCAUUCUGUGCAAGGAAUGCCGAUAAAGAAAUAGUGCAUGCGUUAGUUAAUGAAACGUAUUGCAUCGUCAUAUGUAUAAUAGCUGCUAUUGCACAGCACGGAGAGAAAGAUCCAAUUACUACUGUCUUAUGCCUACUCGACACAAUAUAGUAUCCUUUUAAUUUUUUUUUUUUAUAGGGAUUUUAUUUUCUGCUUUUGAAACAUUAUGAAUACGGUGCCUGUUAAUGAUUUGUUAUUUAUAUAAUUUUUUUUUUUUUAAUAGUGAAAUUGAAUGAAAAGGGAGUACGAUUUUCUGAAAUAUAUAUCUAUAUUAUUUGUAAAUCUAUUUUAAUUGUACGUAAUGUAUAACAUAUGAGGUUAGGCAUUUAUUUUGUAUAGUCCCAUAUACCUUCAUUUGUUUCUGGUAUCGAGCAUAUUUGUUUUUGGAUAAAUGUAAUUGUAUUUAAUAGAUAAAAAAUGUUUCGCUUAUAUAUAUAUUUUUACUGGGUUUUUAUAAUUGGCUUUGCCGCCAUUUAUAAUAGAUUAUUAAAAUUUGUUAAAGCGAAUACAAUAAAUAAUUCUUUAAGUAAAUAUAAAUUCCUGAUAGGAGAAAUAUUUAAAUGUAUUAUUAUAUUAUUAUAACAGUUGAAUGUUAGUUUUAAAAUUGUUUCUAAAUAUAUUUACUCUUGACUGAGAGCAGA